Molecule: messenger RNA, 594 nt
Organism: Lathyrus sativus (Indian pea)
Lineage: Eukaryota; Viridiplantae; Streptophyta; Magnoliopsida; Fabales; Fabaceae
Source: the annotation of a GenBank genome assembly
AUGAUAAAGAAGGAUUGGGUGGAGUUGCCUCCACACAGUCAAGAUUAUAAGGAUGGUGUCAAUUACUUUUUGGAUAUUGCGUUUACUAAAGGAAUGGUUGAAGAAGAAGAGAUUUUGUGUCCUUGUGCUGUAUGUUGUAAUGAUAGUUGGGAAGUAAGAGAUGUAGUGUAUGACCAUUUAUGUAGCAAAUCUGUUUUUGGAAAGAAGCGUCCCGGUAGGGUACGUUGUUAUGGGAGAAACAUAACUAAAACUUCCUUAAAGCGAAAGGCAGAGAUUAAUGCUCUGAAACAAGUACACAAUAAAGAGUUCAUUACAUUAAGGCAUGAGUUUCAAGAUCAGAUUGAUAGAUUACAAAAUGCUUUUAAGACCGUAAUUCAACAAUGCAAUCCUCAAAUUAAUUUGGAGUCAAUAGAAGAUUUGUUAGGAUUAUCUCAUAGUGAUGCUAACAGUUCCCCAAAGGAAAUGAGACCGCAAAUUCAUUCCUCUACAUCAACUCAUGCUCCGUGUCAAGGAAAGCAAGGUAUUAAUGAAGAUGUUGAAAAAGACGAUAUAAAUGACGAAAUUCAAGAGGACGAUGUAGAUGAUGGAUUCUAA